UCCCGCUCUCACGCUCCGCUCUACUACUCUUUAUAUUAUCAACAAUACUCUCCUCCCUCACCUCCUACCAACACCCUUCUCUCUCUACGCAGCUCUUACGACCGCCAUUGGAGGUCUCGGAGCUCCCGAUACCGUUGUUCAAUGAAUAAAAUUCAAGUUUGAAACCAUGCAUUCCUCUUAUACAAGGCAUGCAAAUAUGAAUAAGGAAAAUGCUACUGCUAAAGCGGAGGAACCAACUGCAAGAAUGACCCGAGCACGUGCCAAAGCCCUGGGAAAAUCGGUGGGGAUUCAUCCUCCCUCCAAACCAUCCUUUAAACAAGAGCAAAAGCGUGUUAUUAGGGUGAAUUCCAAGAGGCCAGCAUCAGAUGAGAACAAAACCUCUGCAGCUGCUGCCCGUGGCCUUCAGCGUAAGAGACGAGCAGUUCUUAAAGAUAUAACUAAUUCUCCUGAUGAAAGUUUAUACAUCAAUUGCCAUGCUGAGGCUAACAUUCAGUCUAGCGAGCAAGGAAGAAGAGAGCCUAUGGAGAAAGAUGUUUCCAUGGGAAUUCUAUUGGAUGAAGAAGGUGUUAAAACAAAAUUAGCUGAAGACUUGUCAAAAAUAAGGAUGGUGGAACCACAAGAAGUAGCUAUCCCAGCACAUCUGGAAGAAAGAGAAAUUACAGACUGUAGCAUGCAUCAUGUUAGAAGAAAAUGUGAUGUAGCCGAUAAAUCUGCACCACAUACUCGUUUGAAACAUCUUUGUCUCAAGAGCCUUCUAAAGAAAGAAGAAAGUAAGGUUUCCGACAAACUGGGAAUCUUGGGUGAUCCAGGAGUCUUAGAUAUCGAUUCGAACCUUAAAGAUCCUCUAGCGUGUAGCUUGUAUGCCCCUGAUAUAUAUGAUAACAUUCGUGUAACAGAGCUUGAUCAACGGCCUUCAACUAAUUAUAUGGAGAAGUUGCAGCGAGAUAUUACUCCAAACAUGCGUGGAAUUCUGAUUGAUUGGCUUGUGGAGGUGUCUGAAGAGUAUAGGCUGGUACCCGACACACUUCACCUCACAGUGAAUCUCAUCGAUAGGUUUCUUUCCCAAAAUUAUAUUGAAAAGCAUAGGCUCCAGCUACUUGGUGUUACUUGCAUGCUGAUAGCCUCAAAGUACGAAGAGAUCUGUGCACCUCGAGUGGAAGAAUUUUGCUUCAUCACAGACAAUACUUACACAAGAGGAGAGGUCCUAAAAAUGGAGAAUCAAGUUCUGAAUUUCUUACGCUUCCAGUUAUCUGUUCCGACCACAAAAACAUUUCUCAGGAGAUUCAUUCAAGCUGCACAAGCAUCUUGCAAGGCUCCUUGCGUGGAGUUGGAGUUCUUGGCAAAUUAUUUAGCAGAAUUGACUCUUGUCGAGUAUAGUUUCCUGAAGUUCUUACCUUCGACCGUUGCUGCAUCUGCUGUGUUCUUAGCCAGAUGGACGCUUGAUCAGUCCGACCAUCCAUGGAAUGUUACUCUAGAACACUAUACUAGUUACAAAGCAUCGGAGCUGAAAACUACAGUACUUGCACUUGAAGAUCUGCAACUGAACACUAGUGGUUGCUCUUUGCAUGCUAUACGUGAGAAAUACAGACAAGAGAAGUUCAAGAAUGUGGCAACUUUGAUGUCCCCAGAACGAGUUCUUUCACUCUUUUCAAAGACGAACUGAAGCUGGUUAAUCUUUAAUGGAUAAUUACAGCAAUCAAUCAAUCUCGGUAUAUCUUUUUCAUGAGGACAAUCCUCGUUUUUGUCCGCCGAAUUUCUCCUUUGGUAUUUAAGGUCUAAUUUGUCUUCUUUCUUUCUUUUCUUUUUUCUUUCUCGUAAAUUUGCCUGUAGUUGUUGUAACAUCUUAAUCCUGCUUGGUGCUUCCAGGCCGAUUUGAUUGUAAUCUGUAAUUGGUAGGGUUUGACACACCUAGAAAGUUGAUCUUUAAGACUCAUUAGAAUAAUUUUUCUCAAGGUUUUCUUUCUAAAAAACCAACUGAUAACUGAAAAAAACAAAAGAAAGCAACUUGAUUUCUUCCAAUUUUUUA
Molecule: messenger RNA, 2026 nt
Organism: Carica papaya (papaya)
Lineage: Eukaryota; Viridiplantae; Streptophyta; Magnoliopsida; Brassicales; Caricaceae
Product: cyclin-A2-1-like
Biological process (GO): mitotic cell cycle phase transition
Molecular function (GO): cyclin-dependent protein serine/threonine kinase regulator activity
Source: RefSeq, a predicted model, not a curated record